This is a messenger RNA of Haliotis rufescens (red abalone), 2230 nucleotides long. RefSeq lists its product as uncharacterized. The transcript has 8 exons. The record is from RefSeq and is a predicted model, not a curated record. Gene Ontology annotation, biological process: apoptotic process. NCBI's taxonomy places the organism in Eukaryota, Metazoa, Mollusca, Gastropoda, Lepetellida, Haliotidae. Bases 58 to 1575 code for a protein of 505 amino acids.
GUACACAAAAUAUUACUUCAACUGGAAUAGAUAUCUAUAGGGCAGACACAUUCCAGAAUGCCAGCAUAUACCAUAUGCAACUCUUCUCGGGAUAUCAGCAAACUUGUGGUUGGAGGAUCUCUUGAAGAGAUAAAAAUGGCCGGCGACAAAUUAGGAUGCAAAGCAAAAAAGUUGGUUCUUGAAGAAAAUGGAGCUGAGAUCGAGGAUGAAGAGGUUCUUGCAGUGCUUUCUCUGAAGGACAAGAUAAUGAUUCUGGGUGAAGCAGAAGAGUGGCGUAAGGAAGAUGUCGUGCCUUCCUGUGCAGGUUCAACAGACGAUUGCGCUGAAAAUCCCACACUGAAAGAUUUAGAUGUUCCAGUGCUUCAAGUACCGACAUUGUCACCAUCUUCCAAUACCCGUAUCACACCAAGGACACCUUUACCCAAGUUUAGCGACUACGUCCAGAUGAAGCUUAUCAACAAGGAGUCGCAUCUUGUUUGGAGCCAGUGUAUUCGUGAAGCAGCUUAUUACUAUUUGGUACAAUAUCCAAAUAUCGGAAAGAGUAACCAAUCAGAAUAUCAAACUAUUGGUGGAAGUAUGUAUGGACAAUACCCUUCGAUUCGCCGUGAUGGACCGCGUCCAUGGUCAGCAUUUGCAAAGGACCUUUCAAGUAGAAUACGCCAUGUCAGAUGGUCUGAAAAUAGGAAAUCCCUUUUGCCAAACUCUGAAACCAUUGGGGAUUUUAACCCAUCACCAGCAAAGUCGUUGUGUCUGGCACAGGAUACUAGGUCUCUGAGCAGUAAGCUUCGAAAAAUACCAGAAGAGGAACUGGAACAGCAUUUACUAAAGCUUUGGAAACUCAGUGAAGACAUCGAACAGAAACACCUCAAAGAUGAGAGGCUUCUCAGGGUGGCAAAGGAUAUUAACAUUCUAUUAAAGGAAACUUACGUCAACAGACGAGAGUGGAUAGAAGCCCAGCGGGAGAGUGGAAGUGUCAAACAAAUAACUGACCGUUAUCCAUGUUUCACCAAUCCCAUCUUUGUCUUUGCUGAACUGAAGCUCAUUAAAGGCAAGGAUCUCUGGACCAGUGCCCAGAAGAACAUUGACUGUUUGUUUGACAUCACCAGGUCGCUACAGAAGGGAGAUGGAAAGGAGGGACUUGAGGCAGAUAUUUCAUCCUUCCUGUGCAUGGAAAAGAAAAGUGCCUAUGACAGAGGAAAGGGUAGAAAAACCGCUUUAAUAUUAACAGUCCACCGCGAUUUUUCACCUGACGAAGUAGACAAGGCUGUACAGAAAGUGUCUAACGAACAUUCACCAAGUCUGAUGGUGUUUGUGAAUGAUGAUGCAAUUACUCAUGCCAUUGUCAAAGCUGAUAAUGUAAACCUCUCUUCUUGUCCAACAUUCAGAAAGUCAGUGCUCUACCUGUUGGCAGUGUACUAUAUUGCUUGGAUAUCCUAUCCAAGACAGUAUUCUCAGAUUCUUGGCCUCUUACAGCAAUUGGUUUUGGGUGAAGUGUUCACUGAACAGAAAUCCAAAAAGUAUCUGCAGUUUGCUCACAUUUUGACUAAUUUGUGGCCUGUAGAACAGGGGUUCUAAAGCCCAUUGCAUUCAGUGUCAUGGGACAUCAGACUUAGAUUUACUGACAGCGUUCAGUGUUAUAUUGUUUGUUUAACAUAGUUUUGCUAUUCAGAGUUAAAGUAUAAUUAUGCAAAACACAAUUCCUACUGUCACAAUAAUGGUACUAUUCCAACGAAUAGCAUUUAGGUUCUUGGCCUCUUACAGUAAUUGAUUUUGGGUGAAGCGUUCACCGAACAGAAAUCCAAAACGUGUGUGCAGUUUGCUUACAUUUUGACUAAUUUGUGGCCUGCAGAACAGAAGUUCUAAAGCCCAUUGCAUUCAGUGUCAUGGGACAUCAGACUUAGAUUUACUGACAGCGUUCAGUGUUAUAUUGAUUGUUCAACAUUGUGUGUUUUAAUAGUUCGGCUAUUCAGAGUUAAAGUAUAACCAUGCAAAACACAAUUUCUGUUGUCACAAUAAUGAUACAAUUAUCUUUCGUUGUGAAUAGAGGAGCUUGUGUCAUCCAGGUAUGUCAUAUUACAAAAGAUGAUAUAAACAUGCUGUCAAGAAUAAAUCUCAUUACUUACUAAACAUCUUCUUUGUGUUGUGAGUCUUUAGUCUGAUUAUAUUAUACAGAUAGAUAAUGCCCACAAUGUAUUUAAAUGUCCAAGGAUCUCUCUCUCUCUCUCUCUCU